AUGAACGUGUUUUUCCGAAUCGGUGACAAGUUUUCUGACAAACUUUAUUGCCCGAGAUUAAUUCAUUUUACAUACAUACAUACAUAUAUAUAUAUAUAUAUUAACAUUGUACUACAAGCACUAACAUUACAAACAGUUUCGUCUCUAAUAAAAAAAGAAAAAAGCGGCCCGUCGAUAAUGUUGAAAAAUUAUAUCGCUAAACAAGUCACUUCCGACGAACUUCGCACACUCAUCACGUGCAGCGGCCGUUUUGUUCUUCAUAGUGUGAGUAAAGAUCCGUAUGAUAAUCUUGCCUUAGAAGAUUAUUUGUUUCGUCAUACCCCUUUGCCAGAGAGUACUAGUGCUACUUCAGUUAAGAAUAACCGAUUAUUUCUUUAUAUCAAUAAUCCAUGUUGUGUCAUUGGACGUAAUCAAUUAUUAUGGAGAGAAGUCAAUGUAAGCCGUGCUAUUGCCCAAGGGAUCCCACUUGUAAGACGUCUAUCCGGAGGCGGCGCCGUAGUGCAUGAUUGGGGUAAUAUCAAUUACGCGCACGUGACCACGCGUGAUGGGUUCACAAGAACAGAAUUCACUACUAAACUUGUAAGAUGGCUUGUAGAACGUGAUCCAACUACACUUUAUAGCCGCCUACAAGCUACUGAUCGUGGCGAUAUCACGUUGGACGGCACGCAUAAGCUGGGCGGCAGCGCGUUCAAGAUCGGAGCACGUGGCCGUGCUUAUCAUCAUGGGACCUUAUUAGUCGAUUCACAACUAGACCAAAUUAAAGGGCUUCUCCAAUCCUCCCAGGGCAUUCCUGGUGUCACGUGGACAGGUAGCGGCGUGGACAGUGUCCGUGCACACGUGACCAACUUACCUGGCAGCCACAGCGUCACUUCAAUUUGGGAAACAAUCACGAUGGGAUUCCAAAGGGACUUUGCCGGAUCGGCGAAUAAUCACGUGCCACCGAAUUCGUCAUCACACAUAUCUCAGCACGUGCCCGUAUAUUCCUGCAAUGCCUCUAAGUUGCAAAUCGCCGAAGUUCAAGAGACAGCACAGAAAUUGCGUAGCGCUGAUUGGGUGCACGGCGGCGGGCCGCCGUUCUCGGUUCAUUUCGGCCCACCUCAGACCAUGCCGGAGCGUAAUGUCGCAGUGCGCCACGGCAUUAUCUGUGCAACCGAUAUUGUGGGGCUGGCCCUGGGCACGCCAUUUGCCGAGUUCUGCCGCACCAGCCGUGCUGUCCAUGGACUGGGUGUUGACAGCUUAUAA
This is a messenger RNA of Henningerozyma blattae CBS 6284, 1242 nucleotides long. RefSeq names its product putative lipoate--protein ligase (gene AIM22). Gene Ontology annotation, biological process: protein lipoylation. Gene Ontology annotation, cellular component: mitochondrion; cytoplasm. The coding region runs from base 1 to 1242 and encodes 413 amino acids. Lineage: Eukaryota; Fungi; Ascomycota; Saccharomycetes; Saccharomycetales; Saccharomycetaceae. Gene Ontology annotation, molecular function: lipoyltransferase activity. The record is from RefSeq and is a predicted model, not a curated record. The transcript has a single exon.